CACUCGGAAUCGACAUUAUCCUUCCUUCAUCAUGACAGGCGGGGUCGUCUACAAAGAUCUACUGCCCAUUCCAGCAGAGGAUCCUACCGAGCAACAUGGAACUACCCCUACACUGACGGAUAAACCGACCGAAAGCCAUGCCUUGGCCAUGGAAGCUGCAAAGGCACCCGAGAUUGCCGGUGCUGCUCAGGCAGAGCACCAUGAAGAAGUCGUGAAUUUGGGCUGGAACGAGCCCAAGGAACAGAUUGCCAGUCCACUUGUCGGCGGGUUAGACAACGAAGAUCUAUGGGUUCUUGUCCGUCGCUUCAACAAGCAAAUGUACCAUGUCAAGGAGAUUCCAAACGCCGCCCCUGGCGGUCUUGACCUCAACAUUGCCGACGAAGAAGAGUUCUCUCCAGAUAAAUUGAGAAGCAACAUCGAACGCGUCUACAUGACCAUUGGUAUCGGUGUCAUGGCAUUUGUCAAACACAUCGUUCGCCUGAGGUCGUGGCGUGAAGCUCGUCGCACUUCCUGGUUCUGUGCCGCCUACUUCACUGCCUGGAUGCUCGACUUGAUCAUGCCGCUGCUUUCGGCUAUUUUGAUUGCCUUGAUCGCAUACCCUCCCCUUCGUGCCAUCAUGUUUCCCCCAGCACCCAUUGCCCUCGUAUCCUCCAAGACGGGUGGUGUGCAGAAACCCAAGUCUGGAACCUUGGGAAGUCAUGACAGCGUAACUGGAGCCCCAGAAAACCACAAAGGUGAGGCAGUGGAGCAGGAGGCCAGCAAUUUCGUCAAUGGCAUCGCAUCUGUGGCUCUAUCUAGUGCUACUGGCAAACAUCCACAGGACGAUGACCCGGCCGCGUCUGAGGAACCGGGAAGUGCGGUCCCAGACCCGACAUCUAUCGCUAUGGGUACUGCAGAAGCGAAGGAGAAAGCUGCAGGUCGAAAUCCAACAGCAAAGCAUGACAGGACCAAAGUUCCCAUGGAGACGGCAAUGUGGACACAAAUGCGCCCCAUCAUGCAUGGUCUUGCCGACUUGACUGACACCUGGGAACGUUUCGCCAAUGCAUUAUCCCCGACAGCUCCCUAUCCACAAGAUCGCUACCGCCUCCGACUAGCUGCCGUCGUCCUUCCUCUUUUCCUGAUCUCAUUAUUUGUAUCCUCGUACAUGUACACAAAGGGCAUGACCUUUGGGAUUGGUUUCGGCUUCUUUGGUGACCCCAUCCUCACGCGAGGCUUUGAACUUCUUAAUCGGAAGUUCCCCAACUGGCAGAAGCUCCUCGAACUUCGCAACACGUUGCUUAAAGGCGUUCCUACCAAUGCCCAGCUCACCAUUACACUGCUACGUAUCGGAGAGGCCAACAAAGCGCCUCUUCCCCCACCACCUCAUAUCGCUUUGCCACCACCUGAGAAGCCUGCAGAUGUCAGUGAAAAAGAUCUACGGGCCACUGGAGCAGAUUAUCCCCUUAACGCAACCCAAGAAGAGCUCGACGAAGCUAUGGCCCAUGAUCCAGCUGUGCCUCACGAGACAGGUGGCGCCGAUAUUGAUGCCUCUAAGAACAGCAAGCAUGGCAGGAAAGGCAGCAAGGUAUUGAACUUCUUCCGCACCACAGUCAAAGGCGGUGUGGAAACAGCGAUGGGCACCGACAGACUCAAAGCAAAAGUCGGAGACCACCAUGCUCAGAACAGACUGGGUGCCGUACCAAAGAAAGGCGAAGACCUCACUUCCGGUCCUGUCGAGUUCAAAGCUAGAUAUCGCGGCAAUAAGGGCCAUGUCUACAUCACCACCAAAUCGACAAUCCCCUGCGUUGCUUUCUCUGCAGACAAGACUAUCGAGACGAUUGGGACGGCGGAGCGUGAAGAUUUGCACCCGCUGUGGAGCAUCCCUGUUGGUGAGAUUGCCGAGCUGCGCAAGGUGGGCGGGUAUGGAUGGAAAGCGAAACUCGUUGUAGGGUGGGCGAUGCAGAGAGAGGUCGCGGAUGGGCUGGAGAUUGUUACUAGGUCCACGGCUAGUAAGGAAGUCGAGAAGAUCAAGGUCACGGCUAUGCCAUUGCGAGAUGAGCUCUUCAAUCGUUUGGUUGCUAUGGGAGGCCAGAAAUGGGAGACUUGGUAG
This is a messenger RNA of Periconia digitata, 2089 nucleotides long. The record is from the annotation of a GenBank genome assembly. Lineage: Eukaryota; Fungi; Ascomycota; Dothideomycetes; Pleosporales; Periconiaceae.